AUGAGUCAUUCAAUCUCUAAAGGUGAAUUAUUUUCUAUUUUUACAAAAGAAGAGAAGUUUAAAAAUCCAACUGGUGGCGUUUUCAAAAUUCUUAGUGUCAAGAAAAACGAUAGAGAGAGGAAGAGUUGUUUAUUUGUAAUAUAUGAUGGCGAGUAUAAUACAAAAUGUUUAUUUAAAGAUGCUGCUUUUGAAAAAGCCUUUGAGAGCAAUUUGGAACCAGGAAAUGUUUUCCGUGUUCUUGUUGCCAGUACCGCUGUUUUACCACAAAAGAAAAAGUGUGUUUUAGUUGUAGAAGAUGUAGAAAUUUUAGAAAAAAACCGUCUACCUCCAAACCAACAAACUGGUAUAUUUUUAGAUUCAUAUUUGUUUGAACAUCCCGAGUUGAGUGCGGUUCCUGAAUUCAGAGGCGCUGGUUUUAAUGCUCAACCAAAUAAAGGGGCUCCUCAACCACCCCAAAUAAACCCUACAAAACCAUUACAACAACACUCUGUUGUUUCGAAUAAUUACCAACAACAACAACAUAAUAAUAAUAUUAAUAACCAUAACCAUAAUAACGGAUCUACUUCAGAUUCUCAAAAAAGACCUAUCUUUGCCAUUGAACAAUUAAGUCCAUACCAAAAUUUAUGGACUAUUAAGGCUAGAGUAUCGUAUAAAUCCGAUAUUAGAACCUGGAGAAACCAAAGAGGCGAAGGUAAAUUAUUUAAUGUCAACUUCUUGGACGAAACUGGCGAAAUUAGGGCCACUGCAUUCAAUGAUAACGCUGAAAAAUACUUUGAGAUACUACAAGAGGGCAAAGUCUAUUAUGUUUCUAAAGCCAGAGUGCAACCAUCCAAACCACAGUUUUCUCAUUUAAAACACCCCUACGAAUUACAAUUAGACAGAGAUAGUGUUGUUGAGGAAUGCAUGGAUGAUCAAGGUAAUGUUCCUCAGCUACAUUUCGAUUUUGUAAAGCUAAGUUCUGUUGAAAACACGGAACCAAACUCUGUUGUGGAUGUUAUGGGCAUCAUUCAAGAGAUCACCCCUGUUUUUCAAAUCAACUCAAAAGCCGGUAAAACCUAUGAUCGCCGUGAUAUUACCAUUGUGGAUGACUCUGGUUACUCAAUUUCUCUUGGUUUAUGGAAUAAUUUAGCUGUUGAUUUUAAUUUGCCAGAAGGAUCGGUUAUCGUUGCAAAGGGGGUUAGGGUUAGUGACUUCAACGGCAAAAGCUUGUCAAUGACCCCAAACGGCAACAUCUAUUCAAACCCAGAAACCCCUGAAGCGUUUGCUCUAAAAGGUUGGUACGAUUCUCAAGGUAAGAGUUCUACAUUCCAUUCUUUGAAACAAGAGUUUAGCAGAAGGGAUAACAUUGCUGAGCGUAAAACAAUUAGGGCUGCCGAAGAGGAAAACCUGGGUGCAAGUGAGCGUGGCGAUUACUUUAACAUUAAAGCAGCUAUUACAUAUGUAAGAACCGAUAAUUUCUGUUACCCAGGGUGUUCCAGUCCUAAUUGCGCCAAAAAAGUUAUUGAGACGUCUGAUGGUUCUUGGAGAUGUGAAAAAUGUGAUGCUACUUACCCAACUCCAAACUAUAGAUACACCUUAAGCAUAUCUGUCCUAGAUGAAACUGGUCAAAUGUGGUUGACUCUAUUUAAUGAACAAGCUGAAACUUUAUUAGGCGUUAGUGCUAAUAAAUUGAUGGAAAUUAAAGAAAAUUCAGAUACCGAAUUUAACGAUAUAAUUCAAAAAGUUCAAAUGUGUGAGUUUGAUUUCAGAAUAAGAGCUCGUCAAGAUACAUACAAUGACGUUCAAAAGAUUAGAUACAGUGCCGCAACCAUUAGUAGAUUGAAUUUCAAAGCAGAAGCUGAUUAUUUGGCUAAAGAACUUUCCAAAGUGAAUAUUUGA
Messenger RNA from Saccharomycodes ludwigii, 1878 nucleotides. RefSeq names its product replication factor A subunit protein RFA1 (gene RFA1). Gene Ontology annotation, biological process: DNA replication; DNA recombination; DNA repair. Gene Ontology annotation, cellular component: nucleus. Lineage: Eukaryota; Fungi; Ascomycota; Saccharomycetes; Saccharomycodales; Saccharomycodaceae. Bases 1 to 1878 code for a protein of 625 amino acids. The transcript has a single exon. Gene Ontology annotation, molecular function: DNA binding. The record is from RefSeq and is a predicted model, not a curated record.